Messenger RNA from Exophiala xenobiotica, 1225 nucleotides. RefSeq names its product phosphatidylserine decarboxylase. Bases 72 to 1076 code for a protein of 334 amino acids. NCBI's taxonomy places the organism in Eukaryota, Fungi, Ascomycota, Eurotiomycetes, Chaetothyriales, Herpotrichiellaceae. The transcript has 2 exons. The record is from RefSeq and is a predicted model, not a curated record. Gene Ontology annotation, molecular function: phosphatidylserine decarboxylase activity. Gene Ontology annotation, biological process: phospholipid biosynthetic process.
CUUAUUUGCAUCGACCUCGUGAAAAUUUGUUCUUUGUCUUAUAGUCGUCUUAUGCAAAGAGAGAGAUCAAAAUGGCGUUGACAGAUUACAUCCACCAAGUGCUCGACUACUGCUUGUCCACGGUCAAGUUGGUUCAGAACCGCCAAAUAGGCUGGCGUACGGUCAAUCGAAAGAAUGGACAACCGGGCCGGGAACAGCAGCCAAUAUUCAAGAAGCUGAAACUGCUGAUUUUGUUCAGCCGCUUUGUGGAAUGGGUUGACACGACCAAGGCCAUGCGACUAUGGAUACAUGAGAAGAGUAUCAAAGAAGGCCAAGAGGAAGGAACAACCACUUCCGCGUCUCGGAUCAAGCCGUUCGUGGACUUUUACAACAUCAACAUGGACGAUUUCGAGCCCUCCGACAUCUCCCAAUACAAGACGUUUGAAGAGUUCUUCGUGCGGAAACACAAGCCUGGUCGAAGGCCGAUUUUCGAGCAGGACGACCCGACCAAAGCGGUAGUUGUCGCAGAUUGCAGGCUCGUGGUGUACCCGACUGUAAAAGAAACCCAAGAGUUGUGGAUCAAAGGGCACAAUUUUACGAUUGCAAAUUUGAUCAGAGAUUCUGAACUGGCCAAGUUCUGGAGUGAUGGCGCUAUUGCAAGUUUCCGACUAAGUCCUCAAGACUAUCAUCGCUAUCACUCACCUGUCGCUGGGACGGUCAGUUGGUAUAAAAGAAUCCCUGGCGAGUACUACCAGGUCGACCCUUUGUGUUUGCAGAGCGAUGUGGAUAUCUUGACUGAGAACGCACGGUGCUGCGUGGUAUUCGACACGAAGGGGUUUGGCAAAGUGCUGUACGUGGCAAUUGGCGCAACAAAUGUCGGAACCGUGGAAAUCAAUGAGAAGUGCCAGAAGGAAGGGAGUCAUGUGGAGAAGGGCGAAGAGGUCGGUCUCUUUCAGUUUGGUGGUUCCAGCAUCAUUGUCGCCUUUGAGAAGGGUCGCAUCCAAUUUGACGAUGAUCUGCUUGAGGUUAGUCGCCAACAGAUCAUGAUGGAUGUAGAGGUAGGAAUGAGUCUGGGGAAGGCGACAAAGCCAGAGUGAAGAAUGGAGUGAUCCGGUUGACAGGCGAUGCUGGAUUGGACGUAGUUUUGGAGUCAGGUCAAGUCAGGUCAGGUAUUCCACAAUCCUUCUGCUCUGGUACUGUUGGAGCAACUUGUCACCCUACUGUGUUAAGGUGGUCAAUGGUCGUG